AUGUCGUGGAAUACAUUGACUGCAAAGCUCAAGAACACGCGACUCGAUAAAGACCCCGUCAAGUCUCUACCCAGCGCGUCCACGCCUGUCCCCUCACAGCAACAGCAACAACUACAACAGCAGCAGCAACAAGCGGGCUCACAGACAAUUGCGUCUAGUACCAUCAAACCAGGUUUGCUGACCAUUAGCGUCUCUGAAGCCAAAGGAUUGCGCCUCCCACCUGGUUGUACAGCACCCAAUGCACCAGCAGUCAAUAGACAUGCGCGGACAGACUCGACGCGCGCAAGUCGAUCGAAUGCGUGGUGGCUGCCCUACUUGCUUGUUGAGUGUGAUAAGAAUGAAGUGUUGAUUGAUGCGCUGAGUGUGGGCUCCACUUUGGAGAACCCAAGAUGGGAUUACAAGACGACGUUUGAUAUCUCGCGGUACAGUCAACUGACGUUUGGCAUCUACCUCAGACAAACGAGGACAACAGGUCGUGAUCAGAACAAUGCCGAUAUAUUCCUUGGUGGCGCCAAAGUCGUCCCGACGUUUGUCGAUGGCAAAACAACGCAGGAAUGGCAUGCGCUCUCCGGAGGCUCUGGACAGAUUCAAGCGAGCGUGCACUACCAGUCCAAUCAAAAGGGUAACUUGAGCAUCGAUGCCUUUGAUCUCCUCAAAGUUGUCGGCAAAGGCUCCUUUGGCAAAGUCAUGCAGGUGCGUAAAAAGGAUACCUGUCGCAUCUAUGCCCUCAAAACUAUUCGCAAGCUGCACAUUGUUUCUCGCAGCGAGGUGAAUCAUACCUUGGCAGAACGCACCGUCCUUGCACAAAUCAACAACCCCUUCAUUGUGCCCCUCAAAUUCUCCUUUCAAAGUCCAGAAAAGCUGUACCUCGUUCUUGCCUUUGUCAAUGGCGGCGAACUCUUCCACCACCUGCAGCGCGAGGGCAAGUUUUCCGUUUGGCGAAGCAAAUUUUAUGCAGCAGAGCUCUUGUGUGCGUUGGAGUGCCUGCAUGGCUUCAAUGUCAUCUAUCGGGAUCUCAAACCUGAGAAUAUCCUGCUCGAUUAUACGGGACACAUUGCACUCUGCGAUUUCGGACUGUGCAAGCUCAACAUGGCUGAACAGGACAAGACCAAUACUUUUUGCGGUACGCCAGAAUACCUCGCACCUGAACUUUUGUUGGGUCAAGGCUACACCAAAGCAGUGGAUUGGUGGACACUCGGUGUCUUGCUGUAUGAGAUGAUGACGGGUUUGCCUCCCUUUUAUGAUGAGAAUGUGCAAGAAAUGUAUCGCAAGAUCCUCGAAGACCCUUUACGCUUCCCAGAGGACAUUGACAAGGAUGCAAGACCGCUCUUGACUGGCUUACUGAUGCGUGAUCCUGCGCGUCGUAUGGGUACACAAGGACCAGCAGAGAUCAAGGCGCAUGCAUUCUUCAAGGACAUUGAUUGGCGAAAGCUCAUGGCAAAGAAGUAUCAGCCGCCAUUCAAGCCCAGUGUUGAGAGUGCCGUGGAUACGAGCAAUUUUGACCAGGAAUUCACGAGUGAGGAACCCAUGGACUCUGUGGUGGCAGAUUCCCACCUCUCGGAAACGGUGCAACGCAAGUUUGAGAAUUGGUCGUAUAAUCCAGCGAGCACCAUGCAUCCAGGUGGCUCAUCUGGUAUGGAUCGUGGCAUGGCGCCAGGUUCCUUUAUGGGAUAA
Messenger RNA from Protomyces lactucae-debilis, 1674 nucleotides. RefSeq names its product kinase-like domain-containing protein. Gene Ontology annotation, molecular function: ATP binding; protein serine/threonine kinase activity. Lineage: Eukaryota; Fungi; Ascomycota; Taphrinomycetes; Taphrinales; Protomycetaceae. The record is from RefSeq and is a predicted model, not a curated record. Gene Ontology annotation, biological process: protein phosphorylation. The transcript has 2 exons. Bases 1 to 1674 code for a protein of 557 amino acids.